Molecule: messenger RNA, 3973 nt
Organism: Pectinophora gossypiella (pink bollworm)
Lineage: Eukaryota; Metazoa; Arthropoda; Insecta; Lepidoptera; Gelechiidae
Product: transmembrane protein 151B-like
Exons: 8
Coding region: 304-2103 (599 amino acids)
Source: RefSeq, a predicted model, not a curated record
GAGGGUCGUGCGCGUCACCCUCACUUCUCUCGUAUUUUCAAAUGUUUUCUCGAGCCAAAAUUCAAUUUUAAGUCAUAAUCCCGCGUUCUAAAACAAACCCCCAAGUUAUACUCAGUGGCAUUAAAACGUUCGGAAAUCGAUAGUGCCAAGGUCUCAGGUGUGCUACCUUCAAAUAUGAAUCGCAAGGGCGCGACUUUUUCACGGCGAGUUUGGAUGCAGUUGAAGUGUGUUUCAGUGAUGCUCUGUGCAUUGUGUUGAAGCCAUGAAGGAAUAUUUAAAUGGAUUUUGGAUUUUCAAGGAGACAUGACGCAAGACCGAGCGAAUAUAUUCUCUGAUGACGACGAGGACUUGCGUCCGCGCCAACAGAGCCUCGGCGGUGUGCUGCGGCGUGAGGGUAACUGGAAGUGCUUCCUGCUCACCCUGAUGAUCGCGGGCUGCCUUGGCUCCGUCGCCUGGUGCAACACCGCCGAGAUCGACCGCGAGCUUAUCGACCUCAACACGUACCCUAUAAAGCGGACAGUGCGCGAGUCACCAUGCGACGUCGGUUACGCGUACAUUCCCAUCGCAUUCGUAUUGCUGUUAUAUCUGGUGUACCUGGUGGAAUGCUACCACAGUACAGCGAGGAUACAGCUGGCGAGACGAGUGGACGUCGCUGCUGUCAGUGCCAGGGUACACGCCAUGAGGAACGCCACGCCGAGAGUUUGGUGGAAGGCGAUAUGCUACCACUACGUCCGACGCAAGCGGCAAGUUACGAGGUACCGCAACGGAGACGCUUACACCACCACGCAGGUGUAUUACGAGCGCGUGAACACACACAGUGCUAGCACGUCGUUCGCGCAUGCGUGCUGCGGCCAACGUGACGCGUCCAGAAACCUGGUGCUGGACUCCAAGACGCCCAUCACGAAAGUCCGCUUCAGCAAGGGGUUUGCCUUCGCUAACAUUGAAGCUGCCAGUGAAUUUGAAGAUCAAAGAUCGAGGUUUUUUGCGGAGCAUGAAAGAUUUGACGACUUCAUGGAAAUGCGCGAGGGUCUGGAUUUAAUUGGCGUUAGUUCUUUUAAGGAGUACAUGGUAGCUUACAGAGAUACCGACCGCUGCCCGUGGUACUCAUCCCAAUUGCUCUUCUGGACGCUCUCCUGUCUACUCCUCUCUUGGCCGCUUCGCAUCGUCAUUGAAUGUAACACAGCCUACGUUCAUUACACGAUAACGAAGAUAUUCGGCACAAACUACGAAUUAGAUCCGAGUCGUCAACUAGAUUUAGACACUCACCUGUCCGAUACUAUGCCUCCAGUUCAGACGAACAACUAUGCCUGGGCUCUCGCUGAUGAGCAAAGUGCCGUAAUGUGUUCUGCGCCCCGUCCAACCCGCACUCUUCCCCUUUCCCACGCCUCCACUGUAGAUAGCCUCGAGCUGUUCGCAGCAAUUCGAGGAAACUGUGCCUUAGUGCCCUCCUACUCAGAAGCGAUGCGCAUCGACGCCGCUGUUAGAGAAGAUCCUGUAGAAAAUCAAUCCAAUAGCGGAGUAGUAGUAGCUAUUGAAUCUGAGACUAGACUUAAUAGGCCGACUAUGAAAGCGAACUCGUUCGACGAACCCACUCGAAGGCCGAGAGUCACAAUAGCCAGCACGCACUCCAGCUACAACAUCUCAGGGAACGAGCGGUCCAAUGAAGCGAAACAGCAGAACAGGCGGUCCUGGGCGGGAGUGCUCACAACCACCAGAAGUGCCAGACAAAUCCUCGAAGACUUCAGAGCGUCCAACGCCGUCAACUACGAGCCCAUGCCAGAAACUGAAGGUAGACGGAAUGGGGAGAACACACUAUAUUAUUCCAGGGAAUUGUCACCGACGUGUUCUAGAGAUCCAUUCGGUGGUCGAGCGCAGACCACACCGACUGACGAGCCUCCUUCCUACGAGGAGGCUUUGAAGCUGCCUGCUUUGAGAAAACUCACGAGGUCCAUUACCGGUACUGAUUUAGCAGGUCCUAGAAGGGCAUUCUUGAGAGAUGUUCUCGCGAAUAGAAGGUCGUGCCUGGAAGGAGUAGGAGUACUAUCCGGAGCCAAAGUAGUGAGGCUACCGUACAGUGAGCCUGGGGAUGAAACACCACUAUAGCGUUUUAGUGUUUCUCAUAUAAUUGACUUUUUAUGGUGCAAUAAAUUAUAGGAUGUUGUCUUCGUGUGAAAAUGGAGGCCACUAUUUAUACAGUGAGAUAGCGUAAGUAGGUAUCGCUUUUGGAAUUGGAAAAUUUGAAAAAUCGAAAGAGCUUGCGCAAUUACUAGUAUUCGAUAGGUUUGUACGUAAAAUUGGUAGAUAAUAUGAAAUUGAAAUAGACGUUGCUUUAUGAUACUCUCUUAAUGGUAUAAAAUAAUCCGUCUCUACAUAAACAAGAACUUAUAAUGUUGUGCUAAAUAAAUAACAUACUCUUAAUAUAUUUUCAAUAAAAUAAAUUCCUGAAGCGAAUAUUCCAGCUAUCAAACCACUUAAAUUUUAUUGCGAAAUUAAAUGGAAACAGAUAUGUAAUAAAAUAAUAACCUUAUGAUAUAAUUAACGUAAUAAUGAAUAUUGUGAAAUUAUUAUACGCUUCUGUUGAAAUAACUCAAGUGCGAAUGAAGUUCUAUAUUUAUGAGACAUUUGGUCCUCUAUCACGGCAGCUAUAAAUUAAAUACUUCAUGCUCAUCCGACAUACGCAACUCUUAAAUUACAGGUAGCUCGUAAACAUUUUUCCACUGCGUUAUUUCUGUACCUGACGUGGUUGUUUCAUUCCGGUUGUUAUCCGGUCCAUGGCCGUAUUCCUCUUUACUUAAUAAAAUAAACGACAGUCAUUUCUACCACAGAGUUGUAAAAAUAAAAUAACUUGCUUGUUGUUACAGUUAUAAUAAUAAAAGGUUUGUCUCCGCUGUCAGUUGUGGUUACCGAUGUUACAAUCGAUACAAUACAUUUUGUAUUUCUUCUGUGGCAGUAAGGAACUGGUCUGUAAGAAAUUUAUGUAUGGAUAGACGUCAAUUUCGUCAGCAUAAAACGAUUUACAGAACGUGGAAUUCAUUCAGCAUUUAUUUUAAAAUUAUAUUAAAAAGGCUGGUAUUUUUGUAUUUCCGUGAUUAUAUUUAGAACUUUGUAGUUUUUAUUGUCAAUAUUUUUUGUUAGGUGCCAUUCUAACAGCGGAGGCUUGUCUCAAAUUAAAUGUGGUAUAAGGCAGUGCCUUGUAUCGUUGUUGUAAUAGCUUUAGGCAUCGUGUCGUAAUAAUAUCGUCCCUCACUCGACAUUUUGUCAAUUUAUGAGGAACAAUAUUUUUAUGACGUCAUAAAUAAUGGUGCACUCGUAAGUAAGUAAUAUUGAUGUCUUAGGGGCCGAUUACACUGAUAAGUAUUACGUAAGUUUUACUCACAUUUUGGAAGUUGCUAUUUAUUUAUAGAUACAUCCAAGUGGACAAGUAGAUUUUGUAUAUUGGCUGAAAAAUGUGUAAACUAAGGUUAUACUCAUAAACCGAAUGUAUAUUGUAUACUUUAUUGUUCGUGAUUAAGAAAAUGCGGCGUUUCUUUAGGAAGCCUAAGACAGUUAGAAACGGUUUGGCAACGAAAAUAUAAAGCUUCAUUUAAUAAAACAUCAAGAAUUAUAUUGUAAAAUUGGGAAUAAUAUGAACUUCCGAAGAGAAAUCUAAAUGAAAUUAAAAAGAUCCAUAAUACGCAAAACGAAUAAAAAAUAAAUCUUAAAUAUUUUACUUAUGAAUUUUCGUUGCCGACGUUUCGUUGAAAAUGAAUUUGUGAUUAAAAAUUACGUACCACAAUUAUAUUGUAAUUUUUCCAAAGUGAUAUUAACAUAAUUUAGGAUAUUUUGGCUAGAUGACGCAUGAGGUUCAAUUAUAAUUGAAUAUUCGAGGAACCAAUUAAUCUACUUACUUAAUAUUUGAAUAACAGAACAUUAUUAAUUAUCUACCUGUGAAUUGAAUUGAAUUUUAUUAUAUUACAAUUACUUACUCAUAAUU